AUACUCAGAUGUAGCCAGCCAUUAACUAAGAUUCAGACAAAGGAGUAAUUUCUGUAUUUGGAGGGAUGGAGUUAUUGUCUCAAGAAGUACUUCAUUUUAGGUGUAAGUUUGCAAGCAGAGAUGAUCACUCAGAAAUGGGAAUCCAGAAAAGAAAUUGGUCACUUUCAAUUUAGAGACAGCAAUAGAAAAAAUUGGAACAACUGAAGAAAUGCAUGAGCCUGCCAGGACAUGGUAUAAAAGGAGAACAGGCUCUCACAAUAAGUCUUGAGACAUUCCAAGAGGAUUGAGGAAUUCUUUACAGAGGACAUGGGAGAAGGACUGAUUAUAGAGGGGAAGAAGCUCUGAAAAGGAGGUCAAGGUUUAACUCCUCUUUGUUUCCAUGUAAGAAUUUAUUUAUGGAGAGACAAUCAGUGAUGUUAACAAUAUAUGGUGGUGGCCUUUUUAAGUCAAAGGGAGAGGAGGAUGUGAGUGAAGGACAACUGCAUUUCCAGUUUGAUUUUGAAGGGAGGUUAGAAGGGCAGGAACUGGAGAGAAAAUAGGUUCAGAGGAAAUUUUUGCUUCAAGUUACAAGAGAGAUAAUGAACUUAAAUGAUGGGGGAUUGAUUGUAGAGAGAUGGACAGGUUUUUGGGAAAGGAGAUUUAAUUUACAAACAAUAAUAUAGUUCUCAACAAAACAGGAGAGAAAGGAAUUCCGUUGGAGACUUUGGACUUAGAGGUAGCACGACUUCUAUUUGAUGGGAGGAAAGGAAUAGCCAAUGUAUAUGAAUGUAGGAAUAUUUGUAGAGAUUAUGAUGAGAAACUGAGUUAGUGUGUCACCUUAUGUAAUUCAUCUCUGUUAUAUACUGAAUUUUGUGUUCCCAAAAGUCAAAUGUUGAAGUCCCAACCCUCAGAGUGUAUUUGGAGAUUGGGCCUUAAAACUGGCAAUUAAGGUAAGAUGAGGGCAUUAGGGUGGGCCCUAAUCCCGUUUGAGUGGUGUCUUUGCGAGAAGAGGGAAUUAGGGCACAGACAUGUGGGAUGGCCAUGUGGAGACAGGGAGAAUGGCAGUCUACGAGCUAAGCGGGGGAGGCCUUAGAAGAAACCAACCAUGGCGAUAUCUUUCAUAUCCAGCGGCCAGAAUUGUGAGAAAAUACAUUUCUGUUGUUUAAGCCCCUCAGUGAGUGGUAUUCUGUUACAGCAACCUUGGCAAACUAACACAGUAUGUAUAGUAGGGAAUAAUCUUACCUCUUGAAAGGUGAGAAUGUGUAGCAUCAAAAGGCAUGGGUAAGAUUUGAAAUACUUACGGGAACAUGGAAAACUGAUUUAGAGUUGCCAGACACAUUCGAAAACCCCUAGGAGUAGUAGUUCUGUUUUUAGACCAGGAUCAACUUACUAGCCAUGUGUGUCAGAUGCAGUCACAGGAAAGGCGGGUAUGUGGAGUCACCUGCUGUUGAGGUCUUGAUGGGGAAAUGUGGUUAAUUAAUAGUGCAGGGAACAUAGAAAGUGCUGGUCCUGGUAAGUGCCUGUUAAAAUGAGUCAGUGUGGAUUAAAGUGGGUAGGAAAAAUGAAAAGGGAGAAAGCCUGAUGUUUGAGAAGUGGUCAGUACACGGAGCUUCCCGUUUACAGAGAACUGAGUAUGGGGUGUAAUUUCUGUGAAGAAGUAAGGAGAAGAAAUUGUAAUAAUGGUAGGACUUCUGAUUAGGUCAGAAAUGAUGUGAUAUUCCAGGUAAAACCUAGGUGUGGUGGGUAAUCCUUAAGGAAUUUGAGCAUAGGAGAGAGGGAGAGCAAAAUUAAAAUAAAGAUAGGUUAUUUCCUAGCUGUGUAACUUUGUUACAUUAUUGAAGUUUUUUGAACCUCUUCUGUUCAUUUGUUAAACUGGUAAAUAAAACCACCAGGUUUAUUGUGAGGAUUAAAUAAACGAAUACAUGUAAAUAUCAAAGUAGAGUCACAUUUGAUACAAAUUUCUUUUUUUUUCCUUUUUCUGGACCUCAGGUACAAAUGGGUGAGUUAAUCUUACUCUUGUUUAUGACACAUUAUCAUCAUUUUCCCAUGAAAUACAUUUAACUGUUGGUAUUUUAAGGGAGAAUUUACAGUUUAUACAUGCUUUCUCACUGUGUGUGUGUCUCACACACAUUUGUGUGUAUGUAUGUAAAUGUGCGUAUACAUAUACAUACGUGUGUCAUAAUGAAAUGCAGGCAUAGUGCAGCUAAUGAAGAUUAACAUAGAACAGGAUUUCAAGGACUUCAGUUACCACUUUACUAAAAUAAUCAGGUAGAGCAACUAGAUUUCCUCCCGAACCGCAGCCAUUCUGUAUUAUCUGGACGUCCUUGGAAGAGAGGAUUGGGACAGUAAAUGACAGGAACAUUCUGACCCAUAUAUUCCUCCUUUCUGAUGCAGGGGAAUUUUAAGGACCAGACUUGCAGAAUGAGUGCCACUGAUCCCUCCAAAUGGAAUAAGUCCUUGAAUUGAUGAACCCUAUCAUAAAAUAGAUUUGGCAAUCCAAAUCCAUGGGCAAGGGAGAGUAGGAAGAGAGUGUGGCUCCAGAAGGCUACCGUGGAUGCUGGGGAACCACUGCUUGGGUAUGAGAAUAAUGAAAUCUGAGCAAUUCCAGUGUUUACGUACAGAUGGAAACAAAAAUCGACGUGAGGCAUGAAUCCGGGAUCUCGAGGCUUUGGAAUCAGGGAGGGAAUUAAAUAACUCUGGAUGCUGUGGGCUAAUUAACCUAUACAACUCAAUACUUUCAAUGUUCUUAUUCAUAAAAUCUCUAUAUUUUUUAUUAGUAACUGUAGUCCUAGUCUUCUUUUGACCAUGGGAGAGGAAGCGAGUCCUCUGAUUUUCUUGUGGACUGCACUGCAUGUUUGUUGGUUAGGCUGGGGGUCACACCGAGGUAAGGUUUGGGGCUUCGUGACAGGUGAGACUGGAAAUUGUGCACAGGACGGGAGUCUCAUGGCUUCUUUCUCCAUCCUCAGCUUUGCCCGCUUAGUGCUUGGACUGUCUGCGAGUGAAAACCCAGAGAAAGGCACCUGGCAACUGAGUUAUUGACAAUGCAGCCACUGCUCCUCCACCCUCUUCCUCAGUGCUGUCAUCUCAACUCCCACUCUGGACGUCGGUAGGGAAUGCUCUGUCUAAAACAGAAUAUCCGUGAUGUUUUAGGAAUCAGUGACAUUUGAAGAUGUAGUUGUAGACUUCACCAAGGAAGAGUGGGCCCUGCUGGACAUAUCCCAGCGAAAGCUGUUCAGGGAUGUCAUGCUGGAAAAUAUACGUCAUCUGGUCUCCCUGGGAUAUCAGCAUUGCAAAUCAGAUGUGAUUUUCCCGUUGGAGCAAGGAGAAGAGCUGUGGAGAGAAGGAACUGGAUUUCUCCAAGGCCAGAGUCCAGGCAGGGAAAGUGCCCUUAAAGAACAAGAAUUGAUAGCCACACAACAUAUCAGCAGGAAGGACACAUCUACAAUCAUGCCAGUGCAGAAAUCUCAUACUCCAGAGGAUCCCUUUGAAUAUAAUGGUUUGGAAGAAGAUUUCACUCAUACCUUCAUGUUGACUCAGCAUUUGUUAACUCACACAGAAAAGACACCUUAUAUCAGUAAACAGUGUCCAAAAUCCCUUAGUGACCAGUCGUACCUUAAUCAACAUAAGCAAAUUCACACCAGAGGUAAAUCAUGUGAGUGUCAUCUGUGUGGAAAAGCCUUUAGUAAUUGCUCGAGCCUUAGGAGACAUGAGAUGACUCACACUGGAGAGAAACCAUAUGAAUGCCAUAUCUGUGGGAAUGCCUUUAUUCAAAGCUCUGACCUUAGAAAACACAAUCUAACUCACACUGGAGAGAAACCAUAUGAAUGUCAUCUAUGUGGGAAAGCCUUCAGUCAGUCCUCCAACCUCAGACAGCACGAGAGAACGCACACUGGAGAGCAGCCAUAUGAAUGUCAUCUAUGUGGGAAAGCCUUCAGUAAAUGCUCUGCCCUUCGACGACAUGAGAGAACUCACACUGGAGAAAAACCAUACGAAUGUCAUCUUUGUGGGAAAUCCUUCAGUCAGUGUUCUGCUCUUAGACGACACGAGGGAACCCACAAUGGAGAGAAAAUUAUGAACAUCUUCAGUAAAUAUUCUGACCUUAGAUAACAUGAUAUUAAAAAUGUAACGGAUGUGGGUGAGACUUCAACCACAGCUUUAACAUUUAAACACACCAGAGGACUUGAACACUGAAGAAACUCUAAUCAGUGUAGAAGAUCCUUUAGUCAUUCUUACUCAUUUGACGUCCACAAACUUACAUGGAAGAAGUCCCUACAUGUGACAUCUACGCAGCAAACCCACAGCAGACAUGAGAGAACUCACUCUGUGAACAUAAGGAAUGGAGAGGCUUCAGCAACAGUUCUCAACUUUAAACACAUUAUCGGGCCUGCACAGGGGAAAGCCCCUAGGUCUGUAAUCACUGUGAACAGUAUGCAGCCAGGCACUAGGCAUGGUGCGCACAAGAAAACUCAGUGAAGUCUGAAUAAACACUAACACAAGAUGUAAGAGGAUGAAUGCUCUUGAGGAAUAACAAUUUGUAUUGUAGUGAAAAAUCAUGAGAAACCCUUUGUUCAUAGAGAAGCAUUUAGGGCACAUGUGAGGAUUCAGACUGUACACAUCACUCAGUGUCGGUGAUCACGUAUUUCUCAGCCAACAUUAAAGUUCUUACAUGAGAUGGCAGUCGUGAAAUCACAGUGGAGAGAACUUCACACAGAUUUUGUAUCAGGAAACUAAGUCUAGGGAAAAACCUCUAAAAUUAGAGCCUUUAACACAGUGUAGCCAAUAAUUCAGGAUUUUGAGAAAAAUAACUACUCAUGGGGAAAAUGUGGCAUAUAAAUGCAAAAAAGUGAUCCAUGCAUAUUGAAUACAGUUUUGUAAGAGAUACUUUUUCAAUACGUUAUUUCCUGUAAAUAUUUAAACAAUAAACCCUGUUGCUGAAAAAUCUCA
This is a messenger RNA of Leptonychotes weddellii (Weddell seal), 4923 nucleotides long. RefSeq lists its product as uncharacterized. Gene Ontology annotation, biological process: regulation of transcription by RNA polymerase II. Lineage: Eukaryota; Metazoa; Chordata; Mammalia; Carnivora; Phocidae. Gene Ontology annotation, molecular function: DNA-binding transcription factor activity, RNA polymerase II-specific; RNA polymerase II cis-regulatory region sequence-specific DNA binding. The record is from RefSeq and is a predicted model, not a curated record. Gene Ontology annotation, cellular component: nucleus.